Molecule: messenger RNA, 1077 nt
Organism: Epithele typhae
Lineage: Eukaryota; Fungi; Basidiomycota; Agaricomycetes; Polyporales; Epitheliaceae
Product: Scd6-like Sm domain-containing protein
Exons: 5
Coding region: 1-1077 (358 amino acids)
Biological process (GO): P-body assembly; cytoplasmic stress granule assembly
Cellular component (GO): P-body
Molecular function (GO): mRNA binding
Source: RefSeq, a predicted model, not a curated record
AUGGCUGCUCUCAGUUUCAUUGGAAAACCGAUCUCCCUCAUUUCUCACUCAGAUGUACGAUACAGAGGCAUUCUGGCAGGCAUUGACCCGGUCGCGUCGACGAUUCAACUUUCAAACGUCUACUCUAUGGGAACGGAGUCACGAAGACCGCCAAACGAGUACAUUCCUCCCGUGCAAGAUCCUUACACCUACAUCAUUUUCCGUGCAUCCGAAGUAAAGGACCUCGCUGUCGAUGACUCUGCAACACAAAGAAGGAAUGUCCAUGACGACCCCGCGGUCAUCGGUGCAUCGGCGCCUCCAAUGGCACCCAACGUCCCAGGCUACGGUUCUCCCUCUUUCCCCCAACAAGCUCCCGCCGCGUUUCCCCCACAACAAGGCCAAGGCCAGGUCCCUCCACGACAGCAGCAGCAGUUUGCCAACCGCCAGCAACCGACCCAGCCAUCCGGCUCCCAGCAGCAGCCAAACGCCGCCCCCAACGCUCCCGCGCAGGCCAAUGGCGCCGCUCCAGCCGCGCCCCGCAACGCGCGGAACCAGUCCGUGAACUCGGUGACGGCGUCGAUGGAGACUAUCGAGCGUGCCAUCGGCGACCUGCGCGUCACAAACGGCAACGGCAAUGGGGCCCAACGCGGCGGCCGGCGCGGUGGGGGACGCAACCCCGAGCCGAAGGCGGGCGACCUGCGGGUGCCGACGACGGACUUCGACUUUCAGACCUCGAACGCGCGUUUUGACAAGGCUGCGCUUGCACCCUCGCCGCGCGGAACGCCGAAGAUCGACGGGGAGGACGGGGAGGUAGAGGAAGAUGUGAAGGAGAAGGAUACGGCGUACAAUCCGGAGAAGUCGUUCUUCGACACCCUCUCGUCGGGCAGCAACGGUCCCAACGCGGAUGGACGGGGGCGUGGAGGGCGCAGGGGUGGAGGACGCAACCGUCGAGAAGAGGAGAGGGAACGCAACGUCGCGACGUUUGGUGAGGCCGGUGGAGCGCGUCCUAACGCGUACGCUGGUGGGUGGGGAGGAUAUGGCAGGCGUGGCAACGGGCGCGGGAGACGUGGAGGUGCUGCUGUUGGUACCCGCUCGUAG